AUGGAAUCUGCGUUAGGGAUUUGGAUCGAAGACUGCCGGAAGAAAAACAUCCCCGUGGACACCAAUAUCAUCCGACAAAAGGCCAAGCAACUUUAUGAUAGGUUUGCGGAUGCUGGAGUUGCUCCAGACGAUGACGACCCUCGACCUGGAACUUCUGCUGAAUCCCCCAGCGAGAGCCGUGAAUUUACUGCCAGCAAGGGCUGGUUUGAAAAAUUUAAGAAAAGUUUCAACUUGGCCAGUGUUAACCUGCAAGGAGAGGCUGCCUCCGCAGACAAAGCCGCAGCCGAGAAAUUUGUCGCCGACACGUUCAAGACGAUUAUUGAGGAAGGUGGAUAUCAGCCUGAAACCGUGUUUAAUAUGGAUGAGACGGCCCUAUUUUGGAAGCGGAUGCCGUCUCGUACUUUUAUCACGAAGGAAGAGGCAAAAGCCCCGGGGUUUAAGGCGCACAAAGAUCGCAUCACGCUGGUCAUGUGCGCCAAUGCUGCGGGCUUUAUGAUAAAGCCUGGGCUCAUUUAUAAGUCCAAAAACCCCCGAGCCCUGAAAAAUAAGAAUAAAAACCUGCUGCCUGUGUACUGGAUGCACAAUCCGAAGGCGUGGAUUACGAAACGCCUAACGUCGGAUUGGUUUCACCAGUGUUUCAUCCCGGAAGUAAAGACCUAUCUGGCAGAUAAAGGGCUGGAUUUCAAAGUCCUUUUACUUCUGGACAAUGCUGGAGGUCAUCCCUUGGAUCUAUCCUACCGAGGUAUAAAAAUUGAGUUCUUGCCACCAAAUACAACAUCACUGAUUCAGCCAAUGGAUCAAGGAGUUAUCCGGGCUUUCAAGGCAUUGUACACAAGGAACAGCCUGCAACACAUGGUCGAGGCAAUGGACACGGACGAUGACUUUUCCCUGAAGGAGUACUGGCGUAAGUACAUGAUCACAUCGUGUAUGGUGAACGUGCAGAAGGCCCUUAAUGAUAUGAAGAAAGACACGGUUAAUGCCUGCUGGAAGAAAUUGUGGCCAGAAAUUGUGUGCGGAAAGAAGGGCUUUUCUGCAGAAGAAAUUCAUGACUCAGCGGUUGACAAGGCAGUCACGCUGGCAAAACUGCUAGGAGGAGAGGGAUUCAACGACAUGACCAGUGAUGACAUCAAUGAGCUGCUCGAUGCCCACUCCGAGCUGCUCAGCGAUGAAGAUUUGGCCGAGAUGACCAAGUCAGCGAGCGAGGAGGAAGAUCAAGACGACCCGGCAGAGGAAGAAGAUGCAGGCCUAACUCUCGAGCGUCUUGCGACCAUUCUACGAAUGGCGAAAGAUCUGCAGACAUCCUGGCGUAGUCGGCAGGAUACAAAUAGUCUGGAAAAGAUGACAGAAGGACAGGAUUUGAAUGCGGUCCUCAACACCCUGGUCGCGGAGCUCCAGGCCGUCAAGAUCGAGCAAGCGACGACCAAGACGGAGCUCGUGGAGACGAGGAGGCGGCUGGCAGCGGCAGAAGCGGUAAGGCCGGAGCCCACGAGGCCUCCACCCCCUCCGAUGCUAGCUCUCACAGAGGACGACGACAUUGAGUCGUACCUCUCUAUUUUCGAGAGAACAGCCACCCGAAAUCAGUGGCCGCGGACGGAGUGGGCGUCCAUCUUGGCACCUUACCUAAAAGGGUCCGCACAGUGA
Messenger RNA from Erpetoichthys calabaricus (reedfish), 1641 nucleotides. RefSeq names its product tigger transposable element-derived protein 1-like. The record is from RefSeq and is a predicted model, not a curated record. Gene Ontology annotation, cellular component: nucleus. Lineage: Eukaryota; Metazoa; Chordata; Cladistia; Polypteriformes; Polypteridae. The transcript is spliced from 2 exons. The coding region runs from base 1 to 1641 and encodes 546 amino acids. Gene Ontology annotation, molecular function: DNA binding.